Molecule: messenger RNA, 814 nt
Organism: Sesamum indicum (sesame)
Lineage: Eukaryota; Viridiplantae; Streptophyta; Magnoliopsida; Lamiales; Pedaliaceae
Source: RefSeq, a predicted model, not a curated record
AUCACAAACCCGAUUCUGUUUCUUUACCAAUUUCCACUUCGUCUACUCUACCAUUACAUUAUAACCCAAUCUCUCUUUCUUUCUCGUUUUCUUGAUCUCGACAUCUUUUCUCCGAACAAUCCAAUCAUAUCGCGAGCCCCUUUGAGAUCGUGUCUUUUCUUGCUUCUUUGGUAAAGCGAACCAUUUUGCGUGAAUAUGUGUUUUUGCCUAUCUUCUCUAUGCGAAAAAUAAUGAGAGAUAGAAAUUCGAAUCCUGCCAUGGCCAAGAGCUCGUUCAAGCUUGAUCACCCUCUGGAGAGAAGACAGGCAGAAUCUACUCGCAUCAGAGAGAAGUAUCCCAAUAGAAUUCCAGUCAUUGUUGAGAAGGCAGAAAGAAGUGAUGUUCCUGACAUUGAUAAGAAAAAAUACCUUGUUCCUGCUAAUUUGACUGUGGGGCAGUUUGUUUAUGUGGUCCGGAAGCGGAUUAAGCUGAGCGCUGAGAAAGCUAUCUUCGUCUUUGUCACGAAUAUGCUGCCUCCAACUGCUUCACUGAUGUCUGCAAUUUAUGACGAAUACAAGGAUGAAGAUGGGUUUCUCUACAUGACUUACAGUGGCGAGAACACAUUUGGUGUGCGCGGUGACACUGUUUCUGUAAAUAGCAUUUUAAAUGUAAAUAUCUCUUCCAUGCAUUGACUGCGUCUGGCAUUCUUGCCUGAUUUUCCUAAUAUCUCCUUGAGAAGCUUACAUGCAUAUGGUCUGUUAUGGAAUUCAAUCUGUUUAUAUUAAUUGGAUUCUCAUUCCAGUUUAUUUAUGAGUAUCAUCAUCCUUCUGUUUUA